This is a messenger RNA of Epinephelus lanceolatus (giant grouper), 1282 nucleotides long. RefSeq names its product proenkephalin-A-like. Gene Ontology annotation, biological process: chemical synaptic transmission; neuropeptide signaling pathway; sensory perception. Gene Ontology annotation, cellular component: dendrite; axon terminus; plasma membrane. The record is from RefSeq and is a predicted model, not a curated record. Gene Ontology annotation, molecular function: opioid receptor binding. NCBI's taxonomy places the organism in Eukaryota, Metazoa, Chordata, Actinopteri, Perciformes, Serranidae.
CAUCCGCAGCGCUUCAUCGAGCACUUUGAACGGACUCAGCAAGAGUUUAAGGGGCGUUGUUUUUCUCGACCUUUUGACGCACUGACCGUCUAUGUAGCGGACUACACUUGUGCCACGGAAAACCGGUGUCAGCGCGCGGACAGUGAGGGAAGAGAGAACAAGCUCUGUGUCUGUCUGUUUGCUGAUUGGCUGAACCGUGACCGCUCUGCCCACCGUGUACAACACAGGGAGCUGUGCGCACAUAUAUUGGGUGCACACGUUCGUGCCCCUUAACAGUUUACCAUUCUGCCGGUACCCCAGAGGGCACGCGCGGCCGAGGAAAGCAUAGAACAGCUCGAGUAUUAUUUCAGACAACAGAGUCUAUGGCUGCCUCCGCACACUGCAGCUGCGUGUGGAUGUUGGUGUUGGGUGCUUGUGUGUCGCUGGUGGUUGGAACUGAAUGCGGGAAGGAGUGCGCACUGUGCGUGUACCGUCUGCUGGGACAGCAAUCCAGUUUCACCUCCCUGACAUGCUCACUCGAGUGCGAGGGCGGGUUGGACAGCCAGCAGCUCCGCCUGUGCCGGGACUUCCUAUUGGAGGAGGAAAACCACAUUCUUAUAAAUACUGACCCCCGUCAACAGCAGGAACAGGAAGCAGCAGGCACCGUGACAGCUGACGAUGAGGAUGCAAUAUCACCGGAGCACCAGCUGGCCAAGAAGUAUGGCGGUUUCAUGAAGCGCUAUGGUGGUUUCAUGUCUCGCCGUUCAUCCUCUCCAGAGGCGGUACUAGAGGAUCCUGGAAACCAGGAUGAGGAAGAAAAUGUUCGCCUGGAGGUCCUAAAGAUUCUCAAUGCUGCGACUGAGCACAGUGAUGAGGGUAAUGGUCAGAGAGGUGAGGCAGUUAAGAGGUACGGAGGUUUCAUGCGUCGGGCUGAAGGAGGGGUGGCACAAGGCGACAUGCUGGAGGCAGUGUUAGGCCGUGGGCUCAAGAAGCGCUAUGGAGGGUUCAUGAGGCGUGUGGGCAGGCCUGAGUGGCUGGUGGACAGCAGCAAGAGUGGGGGGAUGUUGAAACGGGCCUGGGAGAAUGGCAGCGAGUUACAGAAGAGGUAUGGGGGGUUCAUGGACUAGGAAGCCACAGCUAUGACCCCUCACAACCCCCAUCCAACCCAACCCCUCCCUUCAACCAGUCACCUUGUAAUCUGGACUUGUUGGCCUGCCCCCUCAGCUUUGUAUAAUGUGCUGCUGCUGACUUCAUUGAUUCAGUUGCUUCUGUAAUGAUUAAAAAGAUAAACAUGAAUCAUUCA